ACAGCAGCAUGAGUGGCCAGGACAAGCAGGAACAAGCUGCUGCAGGGGGCAGGAGGGUCAGUGGUCAGCAGAUGAAGCAACUUGCUGCUGGUAACUCUGGCAACAAAGGAGAGAGGAAGUUUGUGUGUCUGGAGUGUGGGAAAGAAUUCACCUCAAGGGGAGGCCUUGGAUAUCACACCCAUACACACACUGGUGUGAAGAACUAUGAAUGUAAGGAAUGUAGCAAAAAAUUCAUCUGUAAGAGUCACCUUGAUACACACACCCUUACACACACUGGUGUGAAGAACUAUGAAUGUAAGGAAUGUGGGAAAAAAUUCAGCCAGAAGGGUGACCUUGAUAAACACACCCUUACACACACUGGUGUGAAGAACUAUGAAUGUAAGGAAUGUGGGAAAAAAUUCAUCCAGAAGGGUAACCUUGAUAGACACACCCUUACACACACUGGUGUGAAGAACUAUGAAUGUAAGGAAUGUGGGAAAAAAUUCAUCCAGAAGAGUGACCUUGAUAGACACACCCUUACACACAUUGGUGUGAAGAACUAUGAAUGUAAGGAAUGUGGUAAAAAAUUCAUCCAGAAGAGUGACCUUGAUAGACACACCCUUACACACACUGGUGUGAAGAACUAUGAAUGUAAGGAAUGUGGGAAAAAAUUCAGCCGGAAGGAUACCCUUGAUACACACACCCUUACACACACUGGUGUGAAGAACUAUGAAUGUAAGGAAUGUGGGAAAAAAUUCAUCCAGAAGGGUACCCUUGAUACACACACCCUUACACACACUGGUGUGAAGAACUAUGAAUGUAAGGAAUGUGGGAAAAAAUUCAGCGAGAAGGGUACCCUUAAAAGACACACCCGUACACACACUGGUGUGAAGAACUAUGAAUGUAAGGAAUGUGGGAAAAAGUUCAGCCAGAAGGGGCACUUUAAAAGACACACCCUUACACACAAUGGUGUGAAGAACUAUGAAUGUAAGGAAUGUGGGAAAAAAUUAAUCCGGAAGAGUCACCUUGAUACACACACCCUUACACACACUGGUGUGAAGAACUAUGAAUGUAAGGAAUGUGGGAAAAAAUUCAGCGAGAAGGGUCACCUUAAAAGACACACCCUUACACACACUGGUGUGAAGAACUAUGAAUGUGAGGAAUGUGGGAAAAAAUUCAGCCGGAAGGGUACCCUUGAUACACACACCCUUACACACACUGGUGUGAAGAACUAUGAAUGUAAGGAAUGUGGGAAAAAAUUAAUCCGGAAGAGUCACCUUGAUACACACACCCUUACACACACUGGUGUGAAGAACUAUGAAUGUAAGGAAUGUGGGAAAAAAUUCAUCCAGAAGGGUCACCUUGAUACACACACCCUUACACACACUGGUGUAAAAAGUCAUGAGUGUGAAGAGUGCGGGAAGAGGUUCAGUAGGAAGCAGGCACUAAAUCAACACGUCUUCAGGCACUAUGGCCUUAGAGAGUUCAAGUGUGAUGUUUGUGGAAAGCUCUUUAAGACAAGGAGUGACAUUGCCAGGCACAUGAAGAUCCACUUCUGAAGUGUGUCUGCCUACAGUAGUUGUAGUGACCAGGGUGUUAGCAGCAGCUGAGCCUGAUAGGGAAAGGGAAGUGAAGGAGAGGUAAAAGUGAUCUUGUAAGACAAGGAAGAAAGAAGGCUUGCCUGUGAAGUGAUAAAAGGAGAGGAGCCACAGCAAGAAGAGGAAGGGAAAUACUGAUGGCUGACUUUCCACAGCUGUGGCAGCUGCACCUGGGCCUGGAGCCUGGUUGAGUCUCACAGCUACAGUGAAUUACUUACUUCUCUGUGAGGUGAGGGGCAAGAGAAUGUCACCUAACACUAAAAUAGCUGGAACAUGUAUUUAUAAACCAUUGCUGCAGCAAAAGAAUCAAUGCCUUACAGUGGUGUGCUUCACCCAAGAGUACCACAGAUGCAAGGGCUUCCUGAAAAUGAUGCUCCGUGCCCCUCCCUUGGGCUGUGUCGCCAACAGACAGGGAGGAAGUCAAGUGAAGGAAUAAACAGCUCUGAACACCUACAACCAUGCAAGGGCAACUGACAUUGCCUUGGAAAGUUGUUAUUUAAUGACAAUUAAAAAUAAAAGUCAUAUUGGAAAAGCUGAAUAUUAAAUGGAAUGAACAUCAACAUGUCAGAAGUGGCACUGUUGAGGCAAUACUUGGAUCCAGCAGCAACAGUCUCAACUCAACUCUUCCUGGCCUUGUUGUUGGCAGGGUGUGCUGGUCUGUGCCUCCCUCCCCUGCUGCCUCCAUGCUAAGAAGGAACUGAGAGAGAGAGAGAGAGCCCAUGAAGUGACACAAGGCCACAGAGGUGACAGCAUCAGGAAGGUUGUUGCUGCUGCAUGGAGGCAGGGUGUGCUGGUCUGUGCCUCCCUCACCCUGUUCCCGCCAGGACUGCCUCUGAGUGGCCGUGGCAGUACAGUUUCCUGACGUUCCUCAUGUAAGUUUGAGACCAGUCAGCUUGCAGGUUCCAGUUGUUGGCGCGCGGAGUGUCUGAGGUCUCCUGCACCCACAACUCACAAAGGGUUCUUCAGGCGCGAGAAGCUGGAGGAGAUAAAGGCACACCGGGCAAGGCUGCAGAGUGCCCCCACCGGCGUCAGUAACCCAACAGCCACCGGAGAGUAGAGUCAGAGCCACCAGCCGCCAGUGUACGUACUGUCUGUGUUGGGCUGGCCGGGUUAUCGUAGACACAGCGCCACGCCAAAGAUUCCCAAGUGUUGUAGUGACGUGUAAGUCUGUAUGGAGCUGGUGCAGUGUAGGCACAUUUUUGCUGAUAUGUACAAAAAAACCCUUUGCCCUUACAUUUCCUUCAAUAACUCUUAAACUACUAAUUUCUAGGCAAUAUACAAUAUAGAUGACAUUGUUGAGUGAA
This is a messenger RNA of Eriocheir sinensis (Chinese mitten crab), 2881 nucleotides long. Its product is annotated as zinc finger protein OZF-like. The coding region runs from base 9 to 1538 and encodes 509 amino acids. Lineage: Eukaryota; Metazoa; Arthropoda; Malacostraca; Decapoda; Varunidae. The record is from RefSeq and is a predicted model, not a curated record. The transcript has 2 exons.